Galeopterus variegatus (Sunda flying lemur) is the source of this 5458-nucleotide messenger RNA. RefSeq names its product ankyrin repeat domain 6 (gene ANKRD6). Gene Ontology annotation, molecular function: protein binding. Gene Ontology annotation, cellular component: cytoplasm; nucleus. Bases 1 to 2190 code for a protein of 729 amino acids. Lineage: Eukaryota; Metazoa; Chordata; Mammalia; Dermoptera; Cynocephalidae. The record is from RefSeq and is a predicted model, not a curated record. The transcript has 15 exons.
AUGAGCCAGCAGGAUGCGGUCGCUGCGCUUUCAGAACGCCUUCUCAUAGCCGCAUACAAAGGCCAAGCAGAGAAUGUGGUUCAGCUCAUCAACAAGGGCGCCAAGGUAGCGGUUACCAAGCAUGGCCGGACCCCCCUGCAUCUUGCUGCCAAUAAGGGUCAUCUUUCUGUGGUCCAGAUCUUGCUGAAGGCUGGCUGUGACCUCGAUGUCCAGGACGAUGGGGACCAGACCGCCUUGCACCGGGCCACAGUGGUGGGGAACACUGAGAUCAUCGCGGUGCUCAUCCAGGAGGGGUGUGCCCUGGACAGACAAGACAAGGACGGGAACACGGCCCUGCAUGAAGCGUCCUGGCACGGUUUCAGCCAGUCGGCCAAGCUGCUCGUUAAAGCAGGAGCCAACGUGCUUGCCAAGAACAAGCUGAGGGCGGGGAACACGGCUCUGCACCUGGCCUGCCAGAACAGCCACUGCCAGAGCACACGCAUCCUCCUGCUGGGCGGGUCCCGCGCCAACCUCAAAAAUAAUGCAGGCGACACCUGUUUGCACGUUGCUGCGCGCUAUAAUCACUUGUCCAUCAUUAGGCUCCUCCUCAGUGCUUUCUGUUCUGUCCAUGAAAAGAACCAGGCUGGAGACACAGCACUUCAUAUUGCUGCUGCCCUAAAUCACAAGAAGGUGGUUAAAAUCUUACUGGAAGCUGGAGCAGAUGGGACCAUUGUUAACAAUGCAGGCCAGACACCACUGGAGACUGCCCGCCACCACAAUAAUCCAGAAGUUGCUCUGCUCCUCACUAAAGCUCCGCAGGUCUUGCGCUUCAGUCGUGGGCGAAGCCUGAGGAAAAAGAGAGAGAGGCUCAAGGAAGAGAGGAGAGCCCAGUCUGUGCCAAGAGAUGAGGUGGCACAAAGCAAGGGAAGUGUCUCAGCAGGAGACACCCCCAGCAGUGAACAGGCUGUGCUCAGAAAAGAGGAGGCCAGAGAAGAUUUCCUGUCAGCCUCGCCUGAGCCCAGAGCCAAGGAUGACAAGAGCAGAAGGUCACGGCCCAAGGUGUCAGCAUUUUCCGACCCCACUCCCUCAGCAGACCAACAGCCUGGACACCGGAAGAGCUCUCACGCUCACAGUCACCCUAAAAAGAGGGGCAGGCACCGGUGCUCAUCCCCGCCCCCGCCCCACGAGUUCAGAGCGUACCAGCUGUACACGCUGUACCGCGGCAAGGACGGGAAGGUGAUGCAGGCCCCAAUAGAUGGUUGUCGAUGUGAACCUCUCAUCAACAAGCUGGAGAAUCAGCUGGAGGCCACUGUGGAGGAGAUAAGAGCAGAGCUGGGGGCGGUUCAGGACAAAAUGAACACAAAGCUGGGGCAUAUGGAAAAUAAGACCCAGCACCAAAUGCGCGUUCUGGAUAAGCUGAUGGCAGAGAGACUCUCCGCAGAGAGGACGGAAUGCCUGCACCGCCUGCAGCAGCACGCAGACACGGAGAAGCACGAGGGAGAGAAACGACAGAUGUCCUUGGUGGAUGAAUUAAAAACCUGGUGCAUGUUAAAGAUUCAGAAUCUGGAGCUGAAGCUUUCAGGAGAUUCUAGGGCCUCCAGAGCUAAAUCCACACCAUCUACUUGCGAGUCUUCUACAGGUGUGGAUCAAUCAGUGGUGACUGCAGGUCCAGUGGCAGCUUCUGACAGUUCCCCUCAGGUGGUUAGGCCCAAGGAAAAGGCCCAAAACUCUACAGCUACUCACAGACUGCAGCAGGAGCUGUCUUCCUCCGACUGUACAGGCUCCCGACUGAGGAAUGUCAAGGUCCAGACAGCUUUGCUACCUUUGAAUGAGGCAUCCAAAUGCGAUCAGCAGGCUGGGCCCUGCGUCAACAGAGGCACCCAAACCAAGAAGUCUGGGAAAAGUGGGCAGACAAAGCAUCGAGCCCAGCAACCAGCCCCCAGCAACACCUGUGGGCAGCCGCCACCAGCAGCCGGCAGUGAGCCGCCUGCCCCUCACGCUCGAGACACCUCCAAAGCUCUGGAGCUUACCCAGUAUUUUUUUGAGGCUGUGUCUACCCAGAUGGAAAAGUGGUAUGAAAGGAAGAUUGAAGAAGCACGAAGCCAAGCCAGUCAGAAAGCCCAGCAAGACAAGGCUACACUGAAGGAACACAUUAAAAGUUUAGAAGAAGAACUUGCUAAACUAAGGACUAAGGUGCAGAAGGAAAAUUAGCACCUGAAAAGUGGAACAAGAAAGGAUUCUUGAGGAUUUCUGGUUUUAGAACUGUAGAAUAGCUAUGCCCAAGGAGUCAAUUAUUGUGUACAUAUAGCGAACUUGUCUUUAAAAAAAAAAUCACUAAUUUCUAAAAUGUGCCAGAUACAUGCUUCCUAUAUCCUGAAGUGACGAAGACUUCCACAAUUAAACUGAAACCAGAGGAAGCUUGAUUAGUUUCAGGUUUCAUUAUAAACUCUAAAUCUCAGGCCAGGUUCAUCUGAAGUUCAAAAGCUCAGAUUAAGCAAGCCACACUAAAAAACUGAAUGAUGUGUAAACCUAAACCCUAAAAUUCAGGAUGUAUGAAAUAAUGUAAGUCAAAAGAAAGAAAAAAAUUAAUCCCUUGUGAACUCAAGUAGUCAUUCAUAUAAAUUUGAACACACCUGCUGUGCCUCGACAACAGUGUCUUUCUAGAAGAGAGCUAUAACUCUGAGACAAGCUAAACUCUCAAAUUCAUAAUUUUCAGAAUGUUGACAUUUUAACCUGGUAAAAACUUAUGAAACAGAUUUUUUAAAAACUCCUGGAAACAUGAAUUAUCAAACAGAUUUUAAGGAGAAAAGAAAUUUUCAUGAUGUCACAAGAUCCACUAUAUCUUAAAAUUUUUUUUGAAAAGUCAGAGUUUAGGCUGGCUGGUUUGCUCAGUUGGUAAGAGUGCAGUCUUGUAACACCAAGGUCGUGGGUUCAGAUCCCCAUAUCACCAGCCGCCAAAAAAAAAAAGUUUAUGCAAGUAAUGAGUAGUUGGCUAACAGUCCUGGAAGUGUUUGUUCAUGAGCUCAGCCAAAUAAAUAAAUAGCUCAGAUGAGAAACAUUCAAAUCAUGAGAUCAUGGUUUCUAUAUUUUUCAGCCAAAAAAUCAUUGAUUAGUCAUAGUGGUUUUAAAGCAGAGUAGCAGAAAAACAUUCACAAAACAAUUACCUGAAACUAAUCUUUUUUUUCUUUUUUUUUUGGCAGCUAGCCAGCACAGGGAUCCGAACCCUUGACCUUGGUGUUAUAACACCGCACUGUAACCAACUGACCUAACCAGCCAGCCCAACCUGAAACUUCUACAAACUAUUCCUAAUCAAACCCAAUUAUCUUAGAGUAUACCUUUCUGAAUAUAGACAUAUUGAUUUACAUUUUAUAAAGAAAUAAGGCUGUUUCUUGAAAAUAUUUUGAGUUCUGUCAUUGAAGAACCACAAAAGCUUUCCACUGCUUUGCAUUGACUAUGUCAAGGUAAAUAAUUCAGUAAUUCAAUUUAGACCACACUGUUCCCAGCUUCAUGAGCCCUGAAGACUUUUACUUUGCUCCAUAAUAAAAUAUAAACACAGAAACAAAGUUGUAAAAGUAGUCUGAGUAUGUUGAAAGUUUCAAUUUAAUUAUCUUCUAAGCUUUUUAUCCCUUGGAAUGUGGGAUUAUAUUCAUAAUUCCAUGUAUGCAUAGAAACUUCAAUUCUAUUUCUAUAAACACAGUAAUAAUUGUCCAUAACUGUGAAUAAAAUGCUGCUCGUUGAGCCAAAGAGAAAGUAAUAACUUCUUGACAGAGGAACACCAAGAAAAACAAAGUAUGCUUUUAGUCCCUUUGUUAAGCCCAGUUUUGGGCUUUUUUUACAGUGACAAUCCAUGGAUACAGACAGAAAAAGUAAUUCAGAUGUAACUGAUACAUAACUUGAAUAUGAAUAUGACAUUAUCUCAAGUUGAUUUUCAUGUAUUUAUGAGCCUGUCUGGUUUCUCAACUACUAUGUAGGUAGAUAGUCUUGCCCCCAGGGAUUCUUGUUGGAUUGCUAAUAUUUAAGGCACUUUCCUCUUUUCAGUUCCCUAUUUGUUCCUAAUGCAGAAUCAGAGUUAUAGAGGUAGAUGGUAUCUUUUUAAAACCUACUCCCAACAGGAUAUCACUAAACUUUUUAGAAUUAUUCCUCAGUAUGUAUCAAUUUAUUGAGAACUGCAUAAUACUGAAAAUGAAAUCCUGAGUUCAGUAGGUUGUGUUCCAAGCAGGAGUUAUGUUUAUGUAUCAAAAUAUCUCCUAUUACCUCAAGAUAUCCUUGUCAAGAAAUGCUGAAACAAUUAAAUUUUAAUGUAACUAUCAAGUCUAGACCGUAGAGUGCUUUGUGGGAGUAUUUUGAUUACCUCCUACCCAUCAGAAGCAGGCAGCUUAUUAUUGUGAACUAGAUAAUUUUGUCAAAGGGCACAGUUAGGGGAGAGACUAGGGAGGAAAGACAAAGGUCAAAUAGACCUAGUUUAGCGGUCUGCAUGGCUCUUGCCUCUUGGUAGUCUGUUACAGAAGAGAAAACCAAUGGAGGCAAAAAAGAGGGUUGGUAAGUCUCCUAACAGAGAGGUGGCAACAUCUCAAUUAAAACCAAUGCAAUAGCUUUUUAUUUUCAAAAACUGUGUUUGAUCUGUUUUUGUACCUUGGCAUCGGCAAAAACUUUACAAGUCCAGUGUGUAUUUUUCCUUAUUUUUCUUUUUUAGCUAUCUGCUAAAAUGAGUAAAUGCCACAGCUGUACUUUUCCAAAGAAACUGAACUACUAACAAUUUAUAGCCUGUCAUGUAGGUCAUGUUUCAAAUUGAGGCUGAAACUUCCAAUAGCUAUGGAAAAAAAUGAUGUAAAACACAGAAAAGUUGUACGUUAUUGCAGGUUUUUUUUAAUUGUUAGUCCAUUAUUGCGUUGAGUACACUAAAUAUCUGUGAGAGACUGAAUAUAUUAGUUCUAAUCUUACUUUUGACUUUGGGAGCCCAAAAUAAAGGAAGCGUUUUCAUGUUUCUACCUUUUUUGAGUCAAAUGUUGAUAUACUUGAGAGGUAGGUUAUUUGCCUUCUAUUUAAUAUUUUUAUCACCUUACAUUCAUGUAUUUUCCAAGCAUUAGACAUUGUUCUUAAUGCUAUGGAUCUUAAAUUCCUUACUAAAAAUAUGAAAAUGUGGAUACCUCAUUUAGCCUAUCGUGUUUUCAUUUGUUGUGGAUAACCAAAUUUUAUGGUUCCUGAAAGAGUACCUUCACCCAGCCAUACUUUACCUUGUGUCUAUAAAAGUGUUAUUUAGAGUAAAUACAGCUGCUUCAAAGUCAAGAUCAGGUGCACCUCAUCAAAACAAAACUGCUAUAAUGUGGCAAGAUUUCUCAGUGCAACUUAAACAAAUGAUUAAACUGGUGACCAUUCGGAAAAUACUGGACAAAGGGGAAGGACAGAACAGUAUGUAAUAGUUAGCAUGCAAGCCAAGGUAACAUGUUUUUUGACUAAUAAAUUGUUCCUAAAAAUUAAA